Molecule: messenger RNA, 365 nt
Organism: Aplysia californica (California sea hare)
Lineage: Eukaryota; Metazoa; Mollusca; Gastropoda; Aplysiida; Aplysiidae
Source: RefSeq, a predicted model, not a curated record
GUUGCGUUAAAACAGUUUGAGUUCGGUACGAUUGUCAAUUCAGUCCUUUUGGAACGUUCAUGUAAAGUGUUUGGCGCUUUUUAUGACUGUGCUUGAGUGGUUUUCGUCAUAUUUCAAACGCCGACGUGCAGGAGUCGUGGGUACUGUCCAGGGACCAGUGUAUUCCAAAGUCGGCUGUGCUCCUGGACAAGAAGACAGGCCACAAGCGAUUCCUCUCCUUCAUGGACGCCGGGGUCAUAGCGGAGGCCGGCUCACUCUUCAGUGUAGACCUCAGCGCCUGUGUGGAAGCAUAAAAGGCCCUACAUGAUGAUGAUAGUGAUAAUAGAAAUACUAUAGUAAUUAUUUUGAUAAUAAUAAUCGUAAUU